Molecule: messenger RNA, 5637 nt
Organism: Oncorhynchus mykiss (rainbow trout)
Lineage: Eukaryota; Metazoa; Chordata; Actinopteri; Salmoniformes; Salmonidae
Gene: cpne1
Product: copine I
Biological process (GO): cellular response to calcium ion; positive regulation of tumor necrosis factor-mediated signaling pathway; regulation of canonical NF-kappaB signal transduction
Cellular component (GO): plasma membrane
Molecular function (GO): calcium-dependent phospholipid binding
Source: RefSeq, a predicted model, not a curated record
CCCAAGGAAUUCGGCUAGCACGGACGGACCCUUCCCCCUGCACUGCGGGCACCACAAGUGACGUUGUCUCUUGUCCAAUAAGAACGUUUUUAUGGUGGCUGAUCAUCCAAUGUUGAGCUCACUUGACCAUCUGCCACACCUUUUUUAGGAAAUAUUUCCUCGACUCCACAUUCAUUUCGUGUUACGGCAGUGUGCUGUUCAGUUGCAAGACAAUUACAACUGUUUCAAAAGAGACCUGAUAUUCCGUUUCGUGCGACAAGAUGGCUUCGCAAUGUGUGUCAAAAGUAGAACUCUCCAUCUCGUGCAGCAAUCUCCUCGACAAAGACGUUGGAUCUAAGUCUGACCCACUCUGCGUGCUGCUGCAGAGCAUUGGGGAUGACAAGUGGACCGAGUUGGACCGCACAGAGCAGGUGAAAAACUGCCAGGACCCCGAGUUCUCCAAGAAGCUGCUCCUGGACUACCACUUUGAGAAGGUGCAGAAGUUGAAGCUGGGUGUCUAUGACAUAGACAACAAGUCUGUCGAUCUGAAGGAUGAUGACUUCCUGGGGGGGUUUGAGUGCACGCUGGGACAGAUUGUGUCCAGCAAGAAGAUUACCAGACCUCUACAACUGAAGAAGGGGAAGCCUGCAGGCAAAGGCACCAUUACUAUUACUGCUGAGGAGAUAAAGGAUAACAGGGCCAUAGUGCUGGAGGUGGAGGCUAAAGGCCUGGAUAAGAAGGACUUGUUUGGGAAAUCUGAUCCAUUCCUAGAAUUCUUUAAGCAAGGAGAUGAUGGCAAGUGGCAGCUGGUUCACAGAACAGAGGUUGUCAAGAAUAAUCUGAGUCCGUCAUGGAAGAAAUUCACUGUGGCUCUGCAAACAUUCUGCAACUGUGACAUGAGCAAACCAAUCAAGGUCCACUGCUCUGAUUAUGAUAGUGAUGGCUCGCAUGACCUUAUCGGUGUUUUCCAAACUAAUGUGUCUGAGCUGCAGAAAGCUGCCCAUGGUUCACCGGUGGAGUUUGACUGUAUCCAUCCAGAGAAGAAGAAGAAGAAGAAGAGUUACAAAAACUCUGGAGUAAUCAGUGUCAAGAGCUGCCAGAUACAGGCACAGUACACAUUCCUGGACUAUGUCAUGGGAGGUUGCCAAAUAAAUUUUACGGUGGGCAUUGACUUCACUGGGUCAAACGGCGACCCUCGCUCUCCACAGUCUCUGCAUUACCUGAGUCCUGACGGUCUGAACCAGUACCUGUCGGCCACCUGGUCAGUGGGCCUUGUUGUCCAGGACUAUGACACUGACAAACUCUUCCCUGCCUUUGGAUUUGGAGCUCAAGUGCCCCCAGACUUCAAGGUAUCCCAUGAAUUUGCACUGAACUUCAACCCAAGUAAUCCUUACUGUCAAGGAGUCCAGGGGAUUGUGGAGGCCUACCGCAUGGCCCUACCUCAGGUGAAGCUCUACGGUCCCACCAACUUCUCCCCCAUAAUCAACCACGUGGCAGGCAUCGCGUCAGGGGCGGCACAGCAGAACAACGCAUCGCAAUACUUUGUCCUGCUAAUCAUCACCGAUGGCGAGAUCACGGACUUGGACCAGACCCGGGAUGCCAUCGUCAAGGCCUCACGGCUGCCCAUGUCCAUCAUCAUCAUCGGGGUGGGCGAAGCAGACUUCAAGGCCAUGGAGCUGCUAGAUGGAGACGACGGCGUACUCAAGUCCCUGAGUGGCGAGCCCGUGACCAGGGAUAUUGUGCAGUUUGUGCCCCUCAGACAGUUUGCCAAUGCCCCUAAGGAAGCCCUCGCCCAGAGUGUCUUGGCUGAAGUGCCCAAUCAACUUGUGUCCUACUUCAAGUUGCUGAAACUGGAUCCGGUCAACAUUCCUACCCCCAAAGCUUAGUGGAGCAAGUAGAAAUGCGGCACUUUGCAUUCCUAGCCACAUGAGGGAGCCACCACACAGGGUUUUGAGUAUGCCCACUAUCGGAUGUGAAAAUACUGAAAUUAUUUCUGUCAAUGCUCAUUUUGCCUUUUGAUGCCACUUAUGACAAUUCUGACUAUAUAUAUAUAUAUAUAUUUUUUUUUUUUUCUACAGUCAUAGAUAUUUCUCAUUCUUUGCUGCUUCAGAUAUUCUUCUUUCAUUCCUCUGGAAGUAACAAGGUGUUCAAGAAGGGUGAUGUUGAAAAAUAGUGGAAAGGAGAGCUUUAAAUAAAGCCAAAAUAAUCAUGCAUUUCAUGUAAUGCAGCUUCAAACAUUUGAUAAAUAAAGUAGGCUACUCGCGUAACACAAAAGUUUGAACUCCUCGAUCAGACCAAGAGCGUAAUUGCGUUUUGGUACACAAACUCUGUGUUGCAGAAGCAGUGCGUUCUGUGUGGCGCAUACAUGGAUUUAUCCAAAGUAUGCAUUAAAUUGUAUUUGUAGACUUGACGGAAAUAGUAACAAAAGGUGAAUGUUUAACUUUUGUUUCACACAUCCAGUAAAACGAUUGUAUUAUGUAAUGAAAAAAGUUUGACCACCAGAAUUGAUUUUGCAGCAUUGCUGCAAUGAUGCUGUAGGUCUGAUCAAGGUGUUACAUCUUCAAUAUAAUAAUAAUAAUAAUAAUAAUGGCUACAAAUGCUUAGCUUGCACCGCACAUUACAUGUUUCUAAAGGCUUCUGUGUGCUUUGGUUCGGCUGGCACCUAGCAGAAAUUGGCUCGGUGAACCGAACGAGUGUGCUUGCAUACUCCCUUAAAAGACCUUCGCUUGAGGGAGAAAAAAAAAGCAGUGAUAGUACUGUUUGUCCAACUUGAGACUCUGUAUCCAGUAUACACUUCCUCAAAAUAGUCAGAAAUAAUCUAAGAUAACUGAAGAAAUCUGUCAUAAAUGUUUACUUUGUUGAAUGACGGAGCGUAGCCUAGUGGUUAAAGCAUUGGACUAGUAACGGAAAGGUUGCAAGAUUGAAUCCCCGAGCUGACAAGGUACAAAUCUAUCAUUCUGUCCCUGAACAAGUCAGUUAACCCACUGUUCCUAGGCCGUCAUUGAAAAUAAGAAUUUGUUCUUAACUGACUUGCCUGGUUAAAUAAAGGAAAAAUAAAAUAAAAAAUAUAUGAACGAACUAUGCCAAACUGUUUCGGAUAGGAAGCAUGCGGACGCCUUUUGUCUCGUGUGGCCAGCCUUUCAAAUCCCGUAUUGGAAGUCUGGCCAUCUUCAGAUUUUGAUUUUUGAGUUUGAAGUGGCUGCAUUUGUUUUGUAUCUUGUACAUGUUCAUGUGUUGCAAGUCAGAAUCUCUUUGGAACUAUACCAAACUCCAAUUUAGAACCUCAGACUUUAACUCAAUGUGUUUCUUAGCAGUAUUUGUUGGGCAGUGGCAGUGUGUUUGUAGCUUUUUUUUUUCUUCGGGGAUACUUCACUUUAUUUCAUCUUUAUUUUCAUUGCAAAGACGCUUCCUCCGUUAUAGAGGUUAGGCAGGGUGAUUCUACGUUAUCAGUGCAAACAUCUUAAUUUCCUAAUUGUGUUUAUUACAUCUUGGCCAUUAUCAUUCCACCACUCAAACUUGAAUACUUGUGCAUGGCCUUUUGCACUGCUUAUUAACCUUUAUGCAAUGUAGUUUUUUUACGAUAGUGUAUGUCACAUUAUGAGAGCUGGUAUUAUACACCACCUUGCACUUAAUAUGCUUAAAGUGUAUGUCACAAAUGUCAAAAUGUAAACCUAACUGGAGACAAGUCAUUUUUGGAGGCAUGACGCUACAGUAUAGGUAGUAAUAGGAUUGGUAGCUAGCUAACUCUAAAUCAAUCUAUAAAACUCAAGCGAGCUAACUGAAACAAACUGAUGUGGCUCCAGUAAUGUUCACAUUUUGACGUUUGUAACGUAUCCAAUUUAGAAUGGUAUUCUCAUGCUGGAGAUUAAUUAGAAAUGUAUGAUAAAUCAUAUUAAUCUGCUGCAAUAGAAUGUAUGCUAUGGAUUGCUAAAGUUUUGUACCAAAGAUAAAUAAAAUGUGCCUUAAUUAGAGUAGUGCUGUAGAACUUCUCACAUUGUUUACUACCCCCAUUUGAACACCACAUUAUUAUCAGGAAAUUGCUAUUGAUCCAGAUGUUAGAUGCUUUCGCCUAUUCUAUUUUCUCCCUAAAACAAUGGAAACUAAAAUGAUAGAUUUGAGAAUGUAAUGUUUAUGUAUUUACAUUUAUAGGGUCGUCCCACAUGUCCAUAUCUUGGUCAUUGAUUCGGACAAAGUGUUGAUUUUGAUGCAAUUUGAAAGCAUACAAACAGGGUUGUCAUUUUUACACCUUUUUGACGUCAAUUAACAAAACAUGUUUUUCUUGUGUUAUGCUGUAGUUUAUACCCUAUUUCACAUCAAAUUCGGUGUUUGUUAUGCCCAUCUUUAAAUACAGUACAAUAUUAAAAUGUAACAUUUCAACUCCAAAUGGUACCAUAAAAAUUGUUACAGGUCCACCAAUCAGAGAAUGUUGACUUGAAUGGGAAUAUCCAUUGUUUUAAAUAAUAUUGUCAAUCUUCUAUAGCAGGGGUAUUCAACUCACCCUACGAGGUCCCGAGCCUACUGGUUUUCUGUUAUACCUCAUAAUGAAUUCCACACACCUGCUGUCUGUCCCAGGUCUAAAUCAAUCACUGAUUAGAGGAGAACGGUGAAAAAAAUACAGUGGAACUGGCUUUGAGAUCCAGAGUUGAGUUUGAGGGUUCUAUAGGAAACGUGUUGAAAUCGUAGAAAUAUAGAUGAUCGAAUAGACCCCUCAAACGAGACUCCAGGUGUGUGUGAAAUAAAUUCCGGUAGAACAAAGAACCAGCAGGCGCCGGACCUCGUAGGGUAUGAGUUGAGUACCGCUGGAAUAGACCGUCCCAUUCAACGGUGAGAGGACCGGCAGCCAUCUUUGUGGUUAGUAGUUGGACUUUAAAAUGUCAAUACUAUUUAAUACCUAUGGCGUACCAGCUAAAUUGUAGUGGUCUGAUUGAAAUUACACUCCCUGUUAUCAAGUGUGCUGAUGGUGGGGACAACGAACACCACAGAUUUUGUAAAAUAGGGUCUCCGCUACAAUAUGUGAAUAUGAAAAACUGAGUUAGUGAGUUUAGAUAAUUGACUAAUAAAUAAUUGACUUUAAACAACCUUAUACAGUGAGACGAUGGCUGUUUUUCAAAGGGGUCUCUGUAUUUCCGAAAUGUGGUGUGCAAUUAUAAUUAAGACAAAUGUUCUAUUAUAUUUUUAUUUUAUUAUUUACGAAAAUGAGUUCUUUGUGCCAUGAAUCUGGUUAGCUUUAGUAAUGUGCUUUUGAGGCCAAAGUGGAUUUGGGUGUAAUCUACACAUUUGAACAGAAUCUUAAUUUUUUUGUUCUUGCCCCACAUUGUUUGGGUUACACAGGGCCAUGGGAUUGAUUUUGUGUUCGUUAUACAGCAAGACUGAUGGCAGCAUUUGUGCAAUUUAGAUCAGAAAAAAACACACUUUCUAACUUAAUGCCAAACAGUUGUGUUAUGAGAUUUAAUUGAACUAAAUUAAGGAGCCAACACAAAUGAUAUAAAAAUGAAAUAUCAUUGUAAUUGUAACCAAGAGACCAUAACCUUAUCUAAGCCUAGCCAUACUUACAUUCAGCCAAUUAUAUAUAGAAUGCUUUCGUUUUCACCCUUUCUGAAAUAUAGCUUUUUGCAACAUGUCUUUUGCAUUCUGAAAUAAAUACAUAUUUCAAAAUGA